This is a messenger RNA of Phyllostomus hastatus (greater spear-nosed bat), 733 nucleotides long. RefSeq names its product C-X9-C motif containing 2 (gene CMC2). Lineage: Eukaryota; Metazoa; Chordata; Mammalia; Chiroptera; Phyllostomidae. The coding region runs from base 200 to 439 and encodes 79 amino acids. Gene Ontology annotation, cellular component: mitochondrion. The transcript has 4 exons. The record is from RefSeq and is a predicted model, not a curated record.
GAGGCCGCUAGCGGCGUGGGCCGGCCUAGCGGGUCAGCUGUGGAGUGUGUAGGAGCUUUCCCUACUUCGAGCUCCCUUGACCCUGGCGCCCAGAUAACUUUGUUUUUGGGUGAGGAGCCUUCUCUGGUGAAUACCGCCUCAGCCAUCCUGGUGUGGCCGCGAGUCGGGUUGCUCUGCUGUGCUCCAUCACCUCCUAAAGAUGCAUCCUGACUUAUCUCCACACUUGCACACUGAAGAAUGCAACGUCUUGAUUAAUUUACUUAAGGAUUGUCACAAAAAUCACAGCAUUCUGAAAUUUUUUGGUUAUUGCAAUGAUCUUGAUCGAGAGAUGAGAAAAUGCUUGAAGAAGGAGUACGUGGAAAAGAGGAUCAAGAGCAGGGAGCACGGUGAUGCAAUGCGAAAGAAACUUUUUAAUUCUCCAGAUGAAUCUGAAACAUAAAUUACAUUUUCACUGGAUGCCUUGGCUGAGUGAAGACCUAAAGACUCUUGGUUGAUAACCAAAAGAAUCCUGUUUCAUUUGGUCUCCAGAAUCUUUUGACUAGCAAGUGACCCACGAGAGAUCGAGCCGUGGAGAAACACGGAAACCCUGGACUCAGACCGUCCGCCGGGCAGAGCCUUUAGUACCCCGAUCCCUUUCCCAACGCCCCGACUUUUAACAGGCCGCUUUCCUUUGCCUGCAGCCACUUAACAUUUGAGCAACUUAUUCCUCCCUCAAUAAAAUCAUUGACUUUAA